AUGGCCAACUGCUACUCUCUACAUUUGGGUGCGAUUAACAUCAACUACUCUGAUGCACCAAGUGAAGACGUGAACCAAGUCGGCCACAAUGUGAUAUGCUGCGUACGAGGCUCGACCUGUAUGAGCAACGGCAUCUACAAGAACUCCAAUAGUGAUAGACAUUACACUGCCGACUACACAGACCCAACACUACAAGACCCUAGCUACCAAAACCACUAUAAGCUAACGAUUCGUAUUUACGGUCGCGCAGGAGGGCUCGCAGGCUCACAGAUUACCUACAACUCAACCUCUAGUCUUCAGGCCUAUUACUCAUAUAAUGGAGGACAGUCCGAUUAUUCAGAGCCGACUAAUGAGCUUUCCCCCGCUCCUAGCCCAUCCAAUCUCAAAACCGUCCUAUACCUCCCCAAAACCGGAACUAUCAUAUAUUCUACGUCAACAGCGACCGCAACAUCAGUUACAAACACAAACACAUCUUCGGCCUCUUCAUCCUCAUCCUCAUCUUCGACAAAUUAG
Penicillium atrosanguineum is the source of this 513-nucleotide messenger RNA. Its product is annotated as Amino acid/polyamine transporter I. The record is from RefSeq and is a predicted model, not a curated record. Bases 1 to 513 code for a protein of 170 amino acids. The transcript is spliced from 2 exons. Lineage: Eukaryota; Fungi; Ascomycota; Eurotiomycetes; Eurotiales; Aspergillaceae.